Molecule: messenger RNA, 1851 nt
Organism: Papilio machaon (common yellow swallowtail)
Lineage: Eukaryota; Metazoa; Arthropoda; Insecta; Lepidoptera; Papilionidae
Product: beta-catenin-like protein 1
Exons: 13
Coding region: 144-1814 (556 amino acids)
Cellular component (GO): spliceosomal complex
Source: RefSeq, a predicted model, not a curated record
UUAUAUAUGCUCUUUGUUUACCGACUACAAUUGUAAACAAUCGUGCUAGAAUUUUGUUUUUCGAUUAUAAUUUUGUUAAUUCUGAUGAUAAACAAGUCAAUUUAACUCUAAUCUGAACAAUAACAUACAAAUUAAAAAAAGUCAUGGACGUCGUCGAAUUACUUUCUUUUAAGCCAACUCCAACUCCAAAACGACCAAAUGAGGAAGAUAGUGAUGGUUCCGAAGAUGAAACAUCCAAACCAUCAAAAGCGCGACGUAUGGCUUUAAAAAAUGAAAGAAUAUCUCAACUUAAGGGCCAAACAUUGCCCAAAGAGCCAAUGAUUACAGAUAAAGAAAGGGAAGAUAUCCUUAGAUUUGUGGAAACUGAGACAACUGAGGGUGAAGUGCUUGAUGAUACCGCUGUAAAAAAAUUAGUUUUAAAUUUCGAAAAGAAAGCUCUUAAAAACAGAGAAAUGAGAAUCAAGUUUCCCGAUCAACCUGAAAAGUUCAUGGAGAGUGAAAUUGAUUUACAUGAAGCUUUGCAAGACCUGAGUGCUGUUGCUACAGUCCCUGAUGAAUAUCCUCUAUUGGUAGAAUUAAAAUGCAUUAAUUCCCUUUUGGAAUUGCUGUCACAUGACAACACUGAUAUCUCAACCAAAGUUGUAAACCUACUACAGGAAUUGACUGAUGUAGACAUUCUGCAUGAAAGUGAAGAGGGUGCUGAAGAGUUGAUCAAAGCCUUAGCUGAAGCAGAUGCUCCUGCUUUGUUGCUGCACAACCUCGCACGGCUUGAUGAACAGGUGCCAGACGAACGGGAUGCUGUACACAACACAUUGGGUAUAAUUGAAAACAUUACUGAAUUUCGUCCAGAAUUGUGUCAUGAAGUUGCUAAACAAGGAUUUAUACAGUGGAUACUUAAAAGACUAAAAUUAAAAGUACCAUUUGAUGGAAACAAAUUAUAUGCCACAGAAAUUUUAUCAAUACUGCUCCAAAAUACUCCAGAAAAUAGGAAAUUGUUGGGAGAAUUAGAUGGAAUUGAUGUACUGUUGCAGCAGUUGGCGUUUUAUAAAAGACAUGAUCCAAGUGGUGCGGAAGAACAAGAAGCAAUGGAGAACAUGUUUGAUGCACUAUGCUGUGCUCUGAUGGAAUCUUCUAAUAGAGAUCGUUUCCUACGCGGCGAGGGAUUGCAACUUAUGAAUCUUAUGUUAAGAGAAAAGAAAAUGUCUCGGAAUGGUUCAUUAAAAGUGUUAGACCAUGCACUGGCCGGACCGGAUGGGAAGGACAACUGCAAUAAGUUUGUAGAUAUUUUAGGUCUUAGGACUGUAUUCCCAUUGUUUAUGAAAACUCCGAAAAGAAAAAGAUUGCUAACUGUUGAUCAACAUGAAGAACAUGUAGUUUCUAUAAUAGCUUCGAUGUUACGCAACUGUCAAGGCAGCCAAAGACAACGGCUUUUGGCAAAGUUCACUGAAAACGAUUUGGAAAAAGUUGACAGACUACUUGAAUUACACUUUAAGUAUAUGGACAAGGUGGACAGGACGGAAAAAGAAAUGGAGCUAAACAAUGACGACAGUGACGAUGACGCGCAGUAUUUGAAGAGAUUGUCCGGCGGCCUCUUUACUUUACAACUCAUUGAUAGAAUUAUUUUAGAAGUGUGCACCGCGGGACCAUCCACAAUAAAGCAGCGCGUGCAACACGUGCUCUCGUUACGCGGCGGAUCUCUGAAGAUUAUACGACACGUCAUGAGAGAAUAUGCGGGCAAUCUUGGUGACGCCGGUAGUGAAGAAUGGCGUCAGCAAGAACAACAGCAUAUAUUGCAAUUAGUCGACAAAUUCUAAAGUUGUAACAUACCUGUAAGGAAAUUGACAAAAAAUA